AUGAAAAUCACCGAAAUUUCUACUAUGCGCCCGCUCACACGUUUCCCAACUACCGUGGCACUCUCCCUUGCGACAGCACUGUGGCCUACUGGCGCAGUCGCGGGAACCAACAUCAAUGGUGGGGAUGGCUACAGAAUUGGCGACGAGAUUCCAGUAUCCUGCCUCAAUCGGACAGUAGAAGGAGAACAUAUCACCGACAGUUUAGGAAGACUCCAAUAUAUCCCCUUCUUCACCUGCAAUGAAACAGCCCGCCCACUAUCUCUCCGAUAUGGCAUCUCCGAAACAAUCGCCUGCACCAUCCCCGAACUCUCCGACACGCUCUACCACCUCCUAGAGUUCUACGUGCACUCCGACGUGCCCAUGACCUGUCGCGUACCUACAUCCCCGCUCUCCGCGCCCCCAACCACAGUCGAUGGAACAGACUCGGAUUCCGAGUCGGGUGGUGAGAAGACAGACCCCUUCACCACGCUGAGCGAUAACGGACCCCCGUUCACUCCCAUCACGAUCGCCUUACAGGGUACCCUCCAGCUCAGUCAUCUCCACAUCUGGUCCGAUAUGAACAUGCUCAUGCACGACAUCGCUUCGGACCCGGCCGCACAACCGCAGCUGAGCCCUGCCAAAGGGAAUCAGCGAGGAAGCCAGAGCGGACAACCUGGCUACGUGAUUGCAGGCACGGCAUACUCUACACCCGAAUUCGAGGUUGCGGUCAAGAACGUCGUCUUGGACGAGGACGAAGAACCCGUAGCCGUUGCGCAGGGCGCGCGCGAGCCCUGGACACUUGGCCACGGGGCGAAAGUUAUUCGUGGUGAGCCGCUAACCUUCUCCUUCCACGUUGCGUGGCUGGAGGGCGGUGCUGGGAUCGGGUGGCCGGAGCGAUCUAAGACGGAAUCAUUCUUGGGUUUUGCUCUUGAUGGUGCUGCUGGUAGCGGUGCUGCUUCUCCGGGAUCUGGAUCUGCUUCAUUCUUCUCGCGCAUGCUGUUCUUUGUUAUGGCUGCUUCGGUGGGGGCCUUGGUUGCGCUUUACUGGGAGCGCAAUGGGCAGAGCUUUAGAGGGAAAGCUGGGUGGCGUGGAGAUGGAAUCUUGGGCGCGCCGCCUUCUCGCGGUACGGGCUCUAGUGUGACCUUUGGAAAUGGUGGACGCAACAAUGGAUACGGAGGUUACUCUGCGUCUACUACUGGCGCCGGUGCAAAUGGAAAUGGAAAUGGAAACGGUUCUGGGUACGGAGGAUAUGGAGGAUUCCCUACUGGAAAGAGGGAUUGA
This is a messenger RNA of Penicillium verhagenii, 1260 nucleotides long. RefSeq lists its product as uncharacterized. NCBI's taxonomy places the organism in Eukaryota, Fungi, Ascomycota, Eurotiomycetes, Eurotiales, Aspergillaceae. Bases 1 to 1260 code for a protein of 419 amino acids. The transcript is spliced from 3 exons. The record is from RefSeq and is a predicted model, not a curated record.